CGGCGCUUGCGCAGUGAGAGGCGGGUCCGCAUGCGCGCUGGGGCCGAGCGAAGCGCACGCUGAGGCGGUUCGGCGUUCGGUGUCGGUGUUCCGAGUCUGCUCGUUGCCAUUAAGGAGCGCGGCGCGGGACCCUGGUUCGGGAUUCGCACACACACCUCAGAAUGCCAGGCCUAAGUUGUAGAUUUUAUCAACACAAAUUUCCUGAAGUGGAAGAUGUAGUGAUGGUGAAUGUACGAUCCAUUGCUGAAAUGGGGGCUUAUGUCAGCUUGUUGGAAUACAAUAACAUUGAAGGCAUGAUUCUUCUUAGUGAAUUAUCCAGAAGACGCAUCCGUUCUAUAAACAAACUGAUCCGCAUUGGUAGAAAUGAAUGUGUAGUUGUCAUUAGAGUGGACAAAGAAAAAGGAUAUAUUGAUUUGUCAAAAAGAAGAGUUUCUCCAGAGGAAGCAAUCAAAUGUGAAGACAAAUUUACAAAAUCCAAAACUGUUUAUAGCAUUCUUCGCCAUGUUGCUGAGGUAUUAGAGUAUACCAAGGAUGAGCAGCUGGAAAGCCUGUUUCAGAGAACUGCCUGGGUUUUUGAUGACAAGUACAAGAGACCUGGAUAUGGUGCCUAUGAUGCCUUUAAGCAUGCAGUCUCAGACCCAUCUAUCUUGGAUAGUUUAGAUUUAAAUGAAGAUGAACGAGAAGUACUCAUUAACAAUAUCAAUAGGCGUUUGACCCCACAAGCUGUCAAAAUUCGAGCAGAUAUUGAGGUAGCUUGCUAUGGUUAUGAAGGCAUUGAUGCUGUAAAAGAAGCCCUGAGAGCGGGUUUGAAUUGUUCUACAGAAACCAUGCCCAUCAAGAUUAAUCUAAUAGCUCCACCCAGGUAUGUGAUGACAACAACAACCCUAGAGAGAACAGAGGGCCUCUCUGUUCUUAAUCAGGCUAUGGCAGUCAUUAAAGAGAAGAUUGAAGAGAAGAGGGGAGUGUUCAAUGUUCAGAUGGAGCCCAAAGUGGUCACAGAUACAGAUGAGACUGAACUUGCAAGGCAGCUGGAACGGCUUGAGAGAGAAAAUGCAGAAGUAGAUGGAGAUGAUGAUGCAGAAGAAAUGGAAGCCAAAGCUGAAGAUUAACCUUUGGAAAACAGUCUCAAUUUAAGGAAUACGAAGCAGCCCUUUCUGGCUGUACAUCCGAGACUUGACAGUUUUCCAGUAUUGAAAACUUCAAAGCUGAAUAUUUUUAUUUCCAAGUAUUUAAGUAUUCAACAAACCAGACUCUAAAUGCCCUCCUUCAUGUCAGCUGUUUUCACAUAGUAGCUCUAACACCUCAAGCAUUUUUUAAGGGAGUGGCUUGAUUUGACCAGAGACAAAUCUUAAACAGCAGUCCUAAAACUGUGCUUGCAGUUUCCAUUUCUGAUGUCUCUGGAUUGGCACCCUUAUGGUUCAGAGAUUUGCCAGGGGCACAAAGCAGAAAUAAUCCCAAUCUUUCUAUAUAAAAUGUAUUCAAGUAAACAUCAAAUAAAUUUCUGGGAUAUUAAUUGUAGGCUUCUUCCUUCUUGUCACCAGUUAAAAGCCAAUCUGAAUGCUCAGACCCUAAUUAUCUUCUUAUGGUAGGUAGGCAAGUAAUCAAAUGACCUAUGCAAUAACAGACUUUCAAAAGGAAUGUUUAGAGAAGCAGUUGUGAAUUUAACCAUAGUGAAUUUGAUCCCUAGUAGAGAAAAACCCUAAAAUUCAGUUAAUUAUGUGCCUGUUACGUUGUUUGUGACCAGGGACAACGUGAAUGAAAGAAGUCAUCACACUUGGUCCCUUUGGUAUAUACUAAACUAUAACCUGAAUUUAUAAUUCAAGGGGUUUUUUUAAGUGCUGCUGCUUUGAUGUAGUUACUUUGAGCAGCAUCACCCAGGUGAAGGGGACAGUUUCCUCAUUAUCUAGUAGGUGCUACCUAGAUCUUUAGUUUAUAUAUUUAAAAAAAAAAAAAGUUGCAGGAUCUGAUUUAACACAAACUUUUUAAUGUUCCUAUAAAGGUUAAUGUGUAAAAUAAAUCUCACAAGUAACACAUACAAAGUUACAACUACAGUAGUCAAAUGUAGAAAAUCAUCAUUUAGUUUGGCAUGCUUGUCUUAGGAUAUUUGUAGUACUUAUUGUCUGUAGGCAAACUUAAAACUUAGUCUGGGUCUAAACUAGGAAGGGUUCUAGAGUAGGGUAUGGUAACAUAUGCUUGCUUAUGGCUCUAGUACUUGGAAAGCUGAGGAGGGAAGACUCCUUGAGUUGAGAAUUAUUGAUCAGCCUGGGCAAACAUUGCAGGACUGUAUCUCAAAAGGAUUAGAAAUCAGAAUGUUGGGAGAUAUUUUAUGCCAUUUAUGAACAUUUGUCCCUUUCUUUAACAUAGUAGUCUGUUAGCCUUUUAAUCUACUGGUCUAACCUCAUGGCCCAUUUCCAAGGAACCAUGCUUGCCAGUCAACAUACCAUGUUGCUGGUAUUUAGGGAAUUUAAAUGUACUCCAGAUUGGCACAUUGUUUUCAUAGCUGUCUACAGCAGUUGUUCUCAACCUUCAUAAUGCAGCAACCUUGCAAUGCAAUGGUCCUUCAACCUUGGUGACCACCAACCAUAAAAUUAUUUUUGUUGCUGCUUCAUAACUCAUUUUGCUACUGUUGUGAAUCUGUGUUUUUCAGUGGUCUUAGGCAACCCUUGUGAAAGGGUCAUUUGACCACCUUGGGUUGUGACCCAAAGGUUGAAAACUAUUGGUCAAGCAUCAAGAAACAAGUUUAGGGCCAGGUAUGGUAGUAUAUGCCUUUAAUCCCAGCAUAGACAGAUGGAUCUCUUAAGUUCAAGGUCUAUAUAUCAAGUUACAGGCCACCCAAGACCACAUAGUGCUAUCCUGUCCCCCAAAAAAAAAAAAAAUUUUUUUUUCAAGUUUGCAACACAAAGGGCAUGAAGGUGUUAUCAAAAUUGUGCUGGUAAUUAAUCUCAGCUAUUCCAGACAGACAGGAAUAUACAAAUACUCCUUUAAAAUUUUUAAAUGUAACUCAGUUGACCAAGCACAUACCUAGCAUGUCAGGGCCCUGGGAUCAAUCCCCAUUACCACAGAAGAAAAAAAUGUAUUGUCAAAUAUAACAAGUGUCCUUUUCAUGGGAAUUGUUUACUGAAAUUUUUUAUAUUUAAAAAAAAAAAUUUAGCCAUACGUGAUUGCACAUGCCGUUAGUCCCAGCACUCAGGAGGCAGAGUCAAGCAGAUCUGUGUUCUAGGCCAGCCUGGUCUACAAAGCAAGUUCCAGGGCUGUUACACAGAAAUAUUGUCUCAAAAACAAAAAAAUUUAAGCCAGGCAUGGUGGCACACACCUUUAGUUCGAACAGCCUCAAGACCAGCCUGAUCUACAGAGCAAGUUCCAGAACAGCCAGGCUACACAGAGAAACCCUGUCUCAAAACAAGACAAAGAAUUAGAGAUAGCAAAGGGCUCUGUGAUGAUUUGUAUCCCAUCUGAGCUUUUCUGCUAGGUUCUACAGUUGUGUAAAAAAUGACCCUAGCCAGGGAGAUGAGAACUACGUUAAUAUUGUGAUGAAAAGAACAAACUAAAACACAUGAGGCCUAGAGUACUCACCCAGCCAUGAAAUAGGGAACAGAAUGGACAAAUAGAACAACUUACCAUAUCUUAGUUCUCCCACCAAAGCCUUUUCAUUAAAAAUGCUAACAGGUCUGUUUUCCCUCUCCUGCUUUUAGUUACAGUCAUGGUCAUGAAUUCAAACAACAAAAUGAGCAGCAUUUUAAAUCUACAUUAGUGAGCUGAAACUGGCUAAAAAGAAACAUUGAAAUGGCUUUUAUAUCAGUUUUAUAACCAAACAUACCAGUUCUCAUGAAUAUGUUCAAGUUUUUGGGUUUUGAGAUCUUUGUGCCACUGCUCAGCCGCCAUAACCAGCCAUUUGUGUUCAAGUUUUUGGGUUUUGGUUGGUUGGGUUUUGUUUCAUGUGCAUUUUUGGGGUUGGGUGUUUUAUUUUGGUUUGGUUUGGGUUUUUCAAGGUGUUCAAAUUCUUAACUGGAACGAUGGAGAUGUGCUUAUCUUUGUGCCCUAACAAGCCAUUUGUGUCCUAGGUAUUUUUUCACAUCAAAAACAAAGUGAGUAGGGGUGAAAAAAAGUUAGAUCUAGUACCUUGCCAGCUUCACUGCUUUGUCUUGAGCCAAUGCUCAUCUGUUUGGAACCCUUGAGAAUCCUUUUCUCACCCAUAGCUAUGGGAAGCAUGGGUGUGGCAGGAAAGCAGGAAGCUAUCAAACCAAAUGUAGUUCAGAUAAGCACCUGUCAAUAUUCUAAAAUUCUAGGUUUAUUAAACCUGGAAAGAUGCCAAAUGGGAAAAAAAUGGUGCUUGAAAAGGCAGUCUCUUACAAAGUAAGGAAUAAAGGGGGGAAGGGGAAACAUGCUCUUGGGAUUCCUGACUAUUCAGGGUCAGGUAUUCUAGACAUUAAGAGGAAAUUUAUUUUAAGAGAAAUUUUUACUUAGGCACUUUAGAAAUAUCCACUCCCCUUAAAUGUAAGUUAUGUAUUUUAUCUAUUAAAAUCCAAGCCAUUGUCCUUGGCAAGAAUGCUGGCCGUAACUGCCAGAUCACUGUAUAAACUUAAUAAAAAUGUUUAUUAAAA
This is a messenger RNA of Meriones unguiculatus (Mongolian gerbil), 4601 nucleotides long. It is a transcript of the gene Eif2s1, whose product is annotated as eukaryotic translation initiation factor 2 subunit alpha. The coding region runs from base 162 to 1109 and encodes 315 amino acids. The record is from RefSeq and is a predicted model, not a curated record. Gene Ontology annotation, cellular component: eukaryotic translation initiation factor 2 complex; multi-eIF complex; eukaryotic 48S preinitiation complex. The transcript has 8 exons. Lineage: Eukaryota; Metazoa; Chordata; Mammalia; Rodentia; Muridae. Gene Ontology annotation, molecular function: ribosome binding; RNA binding; translation initiation factor activity.